CUGAUUGGCCCACGCAAUCUGUCAGUACUGAUUCCUCCCUACAUCAUGACUACCGACGCCCCCGAGCACCAGCGCGUUACCGAGCUGUUCACCGAAGUGGUGGGCAGCUCCAAGUCCCUCGUGGGCGGUUAUCUCUCCGUGGAUGCGACGUCCGACUCGGCUUCUCUGCAGUUGAUUUGGGACAAGACAGAUCUGGUCAAUAAUGUGACGCACAAAUUCCAGACCCGCCAUCACGUGGGCUCGCUCACUCAGACGCAGCCAAAGGUGCUCGACACGGGUUUCCCCACUGGUUGGUCCAGCGACUACAUGAGUGUUUCACCCUCUGGCAAGCGCGUGGUGACUCUGAAACUCGAGAAAUCGAAGGGCGAUGGCGCACCCGAAGGAGUUUUCUGCGUAUUCGAGGCCAACAAGCUGGUGUCGUCAUUCAAGGCCCCUAAGACGCUACAUGGAGCCAUCUACUUGGGUGAACGAGAAGGAGGUAUCGCCUGGUCGAACGAUGAGAAAACCAUCGCCUACCUAGCGGAGAAGAAGAUAACCGAGUCUCCAGCAUUCUGGGAGAACAUAAACAACAAGAAAGAAAAAGAAAAAGAGUCCAAAUCGCCACUUCCUGGGUCGAAAUUCGAGUAUGUCGACGACUGGGGUGAACAAUACGAGGGCAAGAAGACAGCAUCCAUCUUCCUCGCCACCUUGGCGACUGGAAAAAUUGACGAGGUGAAAAAUGUGCCGGAGAAUUUGACCUGUGCUGACGUGGCUUUUGUGCCUGGAGACAACGAACUGGUGUUUGCAGCUACCGAGACCAACAAUCCCAAGCGAUUGGGCAUAAUUUACUGCUACAACCGACCCAUUACGCUCUACCACGUUGUACUGAACAAAGAAGACCAGACCAAAAAUGUGGUGAAGAAGCUGGAAUUGAUCCCCAGUGAUGAAGAGAGUAAGGAGAUUGGUACGAUGAGAAGCCCACGCUUCUCACCGGAUGGCAACCAAUUGGCCUUCCUUGCGACGCGAGACGUUGCCACUCAUGGAACCUGCAGCUUCUUGUGCGUCAUGGACUGGAAUACCAAGCAGACGUCGACGGUUAUUCCCAUCAAGGAUGAACCGGAUGCGUCUGAACUUGAUGUCACCCAGGCGUUUAACGGCCUUUUCAUUGGUUCGUUGCGAAAAAACGCGUGGUCUACUGACGGUAAAUACAUUUUAGUGGUGACUCAAGUGGGCUCUCGUGUCGUAUGGAAAUACGUCGAGGUAGCCACGAAGACUCUGAUCUCUCCGGAAUACGUCGAAGGCUCUGGAGUUGCCGUUGAGUCCAUACUAGACCGCAAUGGUGACUAUUAUCUAGUCAUGGUGUCAUCUCCUACACGUCCUGCUAGUGUCUACCUCGUGCACAUUGAUCCAGCGACUGGAAAGUAUCUGAAUCCUCCAAUCAGCAUCGAUGAUCAACAGGGAGCCACGCAGUAUAUUAAACGCUGGGAAGUCUACUCUAUCCCGGCGUCUGUGUCCGACAUCCCCGCUGCAGAGAAGAAAUUACCAGAAACACCGUCAGUAUUGAAAGAUCUACUUCUUCCAUCCACUUCAAGCUCGAGUGACUACGAAGCUACAGUCAUGUUACCGAAUAGUACCCCACCUGCUGACGGCUAUCCCGUCAUUUUGGAACUACAUGGUGGACCGCACGGUAACUCGCCUGUCAUGUACCGAAGCAUGUGCGAUUUCUGGGCUGCAUUGGGUUUCGCUGUCGUUACCGUCAACUACCGAGGCAGUACCGGUUUCGGUAUCAAGGCGUUGGAGUCUUUGAUCGGAAAAGUGGGUACACAAGAUGUGUACGACUGCCACUAUGCACUGUGUUAUCUGUUGGAGAAGAACUCGAGACUGGGUUUGUCGCUGGAUAAGACCCGUGUGCAUUGCUCUGGUGGUAGCCACGGUGGCUUUCUUGUUACGCACCUCAUUGCGCAGUUCCCGGGUUUCUACAAGUCCAUGGUUACACGUAACCCGGUAACCAACAUGUCCAGCGUGUUCUACACGUCGGAUAUUCAGGACUGGGGUCUUGCGUGUACUGGAAUUCAGCGGUUCGAGGCCAUUCACACGUCUCAGAAGCUGCAGAACACAAAGGAUGAAUUGCCACCGUUGAGUCCAGAAGCGCGUCUGGCAAUCCUCAGUAAACUCUGGCAACACUCGCCUGUCAGCAAUGAUCUCAGUAAGGUCACGACUCCUUCUCUCUUUGGACUGGGUGGGAAGGAUAAACGUGUGCCGCCUAACCAAGGUCUGGAGUAUCGUGCCACCAUUUCAAGUUAUGGUGUGCCUACCCAGCUCUUGUGGUACCCUGAAGACUCGCACCCGUUGGGUUCUGUGGAGGCUUUUGGAGAUUUCUCAGUCAACUGGGGACUGUGGCUGCUCAAGCAUAACCCCAAGUAAGGAGUUUAGCGAGCUUUGAUCGGUAUGAGCUAGCAUUCACGAUCAUGUAAAAAGGAUGUGAAGCUUGGAGGAAACUACUUGCACUCAACCGCGUGAGGUCCAAGUCUAUGGGCUAGUGAUUGUUCAAAGUACGUAUCCUUGUUCGUGUUUGUAGUGGAAAUUCAUUUUUUUGGUUUUGAAGAGCGAGGAAUGUAUACGCACAUUUCUGCGUACUUGUCGUUGUUGUAGACACUGCAAUGCAAUCAUUAUUGUUGCCCGCUGUCUAACUUACAAAAAACAAGUUUAACCACUGAUUGGAAUUCUUGUGUUGGACG
Phytophthora nicotianae INRA-310 is the source of this 2717-nucleotide messenger RNA. RefSeq lists its product as hypothetical. The transcript is spliced from 2 exons. Gene Ontology annotation, biological process: proteolysis. Gene Ontology annotation, molecular function: serine-type endopeptidase activity. The record is from RefSeq and is a predicted model, not a curated record. The coding region runs from base 46 to 2403 and encodes 785 amino acids. Lineage: Eukaryota; Oomycota; Peronosporomycetes; Peronosporales; Peronosporaceae.